Penicillium longicatenatum is the source of this 1083-nucleotide messenger RNA. RefSeq lists its product as uncharacterized. Bases 1 to 1083 code for a protein of 360 amino acids. NCBI's taxonomy places the organism in Eukaryota, Fungi, Ascomycota, Eurotiomycetes, Eurotiales, Aspergillaceae. The record is from RefSeq and is a predicted model, not a curated record. The transcript is spliced from 5 exons.
AUGGGUGUAUACGGAGGCUUGGGACCUAUGACCAAUGCGGUUAUGUGGCUAGAAGCCGUUAUUAUUGCAUUCUUUGUGGGACUAAGACUCUAUACACGGAAAGAAAUCCUCAAUUCCGUUGGACUUGAUGAUUAUCUGGUUUGCUUUGCUCUGGUUCUUCACCUCCUCUAUACUAUCUUCGUCACCAUAGGAACGUACUACGGCCUGGGCCAAUUGUACGUCACCGUUGGUGAUCCAACCAUCUAUUUCACUGCGGUGAAGUACGAGCUCUUCAGCCAGGUAGCUGGUCUCAUGGUCAUUGGUGUUGGUAAGGCAGCUGUGGGAACGUUCCUUCUUCGCAUCGUGCGAAACAAGAUCCAUAUUUGGGUUAUCUGGGGCUGCCUCUUCAUUACGGCGGCCCUCACACUCUUUGCAAGCAUCGCUGUCAUUGUACAGUGUGUGCCAGUUCAAAAGUCUUGGAACCCAUCUACUCCAGGAACAUGCUGGCUUAACUUUUCCAAUGUUGGCUACACUGUCGGCUCGUGGUUCGUUGCCGCCGACUUCUCCUUUGCUAUUCUCCCCUGGUUCGUGGUCUGGGACCUGAACAUGAAAAGAAAGGAGAAAAUUACAGUCGCCGUUGGCCUCAGUCUUGGAAUAUUUGCCGGAAUAUGCGGUAUCGUCCGGACGGUUGCGCUAUCAGGUUUAGAUGCAUCCGAGUACAUCUAUGACACCGUGCCAAUGCUCAUUUGGUCCGCGACUGAGAGUUGCGUCACAAUCAUGUGCUCCACAAUUCCCGUCCUCCGCCCUCUCUAUGUCCGCGUUAGAUACGGCAAGGAUGGCAAGGAUGGCUCUUCCGGCGAUAACUCUUAUAAGCUGCCGAUGUACGGCAGUGGUGGUCAAAACUCUAGUGGUAGGCAUUAUGGCCAGCUUUCAAAAUAUGGUUUCAACACUUCUAUCCUGGAGUCAAAAAGCUAUAAUCAGCAGACUGUUAUCCAACCCACCAGAACUCAUGAUAGUGAUGAAGUUAUUCUCCGGAGUCCUGCCCGGAUUGAGAGGACGGAUGAGAUUUCCGUGAGUUAUGAGGCAUUUGGCGACAAGGUCUAG